GUUUGACGUCAGGAGGGAAACCGUCUGUUCAGUUUAUGGGAAGAGCCACAAGACGGCAACACCAAACCCGUACCUGACCCUGACGAAACCCGGUGAGGAAAUCUCCUGUCCACACCGGCACUUGAACCCAGACUGGUUUACCGGCCGCCGCCGGUAUUCUGGAGACUUCCACGGUAAACUGCGCCGACGAGUAACGUCAGCUAAGAUAAACACCGGAUACUACAGCCGUGACCAAGACCGAGACUUCCGCUGAGGAUCCCAGCGGGUGAAAGUCCUUUCAAUCGAUAUUUACUCGAACACACUGGCAUGUAACAGCUUAGUGUUCAGGUAUGUUAAGCCUGUGUUUUAUAAUUUGUUGAGCGUUUGGCGCUUCGUUCAAACGUCGUUUGACGCAGUAUGAGCGACCAGUCUGCGGCUUGUUGACAGCUGUAAGGCUGUCCGUCAUGAAGAAGCGAGCCAACAAGGUGCUGGAGGAAGAGGAGACCUUGUGCUGCUGCGAGUACGUGAACAGACACGGCGAUCGAAGCCACGUAGCAGCCUGCUGCUGUGACUGCGAGGACCUGGAUGAUACCUGUGACAAGUUUCUGAAGAGGGAGCCUCAGAAACCUGAAUCCCUGUCACAGGUGGCUGCAGAUGUCACAGACCGGCUUCGUGUGCCCUGGCUGUGGGGUGGAGCCCGAAAAGUGGACUUGUCAAUCAUCCCUCCUCUUGUUCUCCUUCCCGUCCUUCUGCACAUCGCCGCUCUCCACUUCCUGCUCGGCAUGGUAGUUCUGACAGCUCUGCCCGGCCUGGUGCUGUGGUACUACUAUUUCACCCAUCGCAAGAAGGGACGGACGCUCUUCUUCCUCAGCCUGGCCCUCUUCUCAUUGGCGUACAUGUACUACUUGUUCAUCACGGAGGUGCUCCCCCAUGGGGAUGUAGGCCUGGUCCAGCUGGCGGUGGUAACUGUAGGGGUCGUACUCACCCUGGUAGCCCUUUUCCACACCAAGAGAGAACCCGGCAUUGUGCAGCCAAACCAAGACGACGUCCACAGCACAGUGACGUAUUAUAGCCCUUUAGCAGACAGAGACCCUGCCCUCAAUGGGGGGAGGCAGGAUGUGACGGUAGCCAACCGGGCGGGAUCUUCGGAGCAGGCGGGGACAAAGCUGAAGGAAAGUAGCCGAAGGAACUGGUGUCCGGUGUGCCGAGUGGUGCGGCCCCCGAGGGCGGGACAUUGUCGGAUCUGUGGUGUCUGCGUGCUGCGUCUCGACCACCACUGUGUCUGGAUAAACAGCUGUGUGGGGCAGGCCAAUCACCGCAGCUUCCUGCUUACACUCUUCCUCUUCCUGUUGACGUCGCUGUACGGGAUCAGCCUUGUGCUGCAGUGUGUCUGUCCGAAACAACACGUCUUCAUCGCCCUGCUCUACUGCCCAGGGGUCUACAACCAGUUCAGCACUGCACUUUGCUUCACCUGUGCGUGGUACAGCAGUAUCGUGACCAUUGGGCUGCUCCACCUGCUGGUGGUGCAGGUCAUCAACGUCAGCUACAACGUAACUGAGCGCGAGGCACGCUUCGCCCUGCGGGACAAAACCGCUCGCAGGGCCUACUGGGGACUCGUCGUGGACACUGGUGUCUACUCUCGAGGUUUCUGUGGCAACUGGGCAGAGUUCAUGACCAUGGGAGAAAAACUGGGUGCCCCCCCUCCCGCCCCAACAGACCUGGUUGCCUUGCAGGGAGUCGGCAUACAAGAAAAAAGUGAGAAUGAGUAAUCUGUUGAUCCUCUUAGGGACAUUUUCGCUGCGCACAGCGUUCCUAUGGGUCUGGAGUUGGUCAGUCUUGCACAAAACAUGGGCUGAACACCAUUUCAAGGAUGGUCUCUCUGCACACUUUGUCCUCCACAAACACUUGCUCCGUGCCCACAAAGGAGUGUACCUUACUUGACCUUGUGAAAUGUAUCAUGAAUAUCUAUCACAGAUAAAUGAAACAUCUCAGCACAAACCACAUAAUCAGGCUAGUUAAAGUUCUACAGCUUGUCAUUUUGUUAAAUUUAAUGAAUGAUUUGAUAGUUAUGAAUAUACAAGUAUUUGCUUUUACUGUCAAGCUGGCUGAAAGUGACUCUGAAUUAAACAGCUCUGGAAAUAUGAAAAAAGCAAAUAAAUUAAUACACUUUAAUGUGAGCUUGAAGUUUUCAGAGCUUUAACUAUCUUUUAUUAGUCCUCAAAGGGAUUGAAAGCUUUUCUUUGUUAUUGUAAAGUGUAUGGGUCCAGUUUUAUGUGAAAUUUAUUUUAUUUAUUUAAAUUAAAUAAAUGUGAGAAAUGUG
Micropterus dolomieu (smallmouth bass) is the source of this 2299-nucleotide messenger RNA. RefSeq names its product zinc finger DHHC-type palmitoyltransferase 23b (gene zdhhc23b). The coding region runs from base 444 to 1748 and encodes 434 amino acids. The record is from RefSeq and is a predicted model, not a curated record. The transcript has 6 exons. Gene Ontology annotation, cellular component: endoplasmic reticulum; Golgi apparatus. Lineage: Eukaryota; Metazoa; Chordata; Actinopteri; Centrarchiformes; Centrarchidae. Gene Ontology annotation, biological process: protein targeting to membrane; peptidyl-L-cysteine S-palmitoylation. Gene Ontology annotation, molecular function: protein-cysteine S-palmitoyltransferase activity.